Molecule: messenger RNA, 399 nt
Organism: Mercenaria mercenaria
Lineage: Eukaryota; Metazoa; Mollusca; Bivalvia; Venerida; Veneridae
Exons: 4
Coding region: 84-392 (102 amino acids)
Source: RefSeq, a predicted model, not a curated record
AUAUAUAUAUAUCCUUGCGCAUGCGUCGGUCAGUACUGUCAGUGUAUGUUGUAUAACUGUGAAAUUUAAACAAAUAUCAAAGUAUGGCGGAGGGCGAGGUACAGAGGAAAAUAUUAAUAGCAAUGGACGGAAGUAAACACGCAACCGGUGCAUUUGAAUGGUUUGUGAAGAAUAUUUAUAAAGAUACCGACGCUGUGACCAUGGUAUAUUGUGCAGAACCUGGUGCCAACUUAUCACAACUUUCUCAGCUGGAAAACCCGAGUGUGAUUCCUACAAUGAUAGCAGAGCAUGACAAAGAAACUCAAAAAGUUUUAAAGACCAUAGACGAUAUUGCCAAGAAACAUAAAGUUGAACAUACAGUGGAACGUGUACACCACCGGCGGGGACGAUAGUGAAGGC